GGAUGAUGAAUGUCAAAAACAUCAUUUUUCAAACCAAAAAGGGAACAAGGAAAGUGUGUGUUAUCUCAGAUUCUUUAUACACAGUUCAUGUACCUAGUCUGAGGUGCAGUCUUGAACAACACUACAAUUGGAGUAAUGUGUGUGUCUGUUUCUCCCAUGACAGCAAAACCCCCUUCAAUAAAUAGGCCUCACCUGUGGUUCUAUGACUCCUCCACACCCUUUUCUUGGCUCGAACACGAAAAAAAACUAGCAGUCACAGGUGAGAUUUGAGGGUGAUUAGCUUAUCUGUUUUAAGGGAUAAGAUAAGAGGAAUCGGAUUAUAGUGUCUCGUGUUUUGUUAGAACAGGAAGGCGGUGGAAAUAAAGCGGGAAUGGAUGAGUUCAGCUCGGAAAUGUCGAGGCCAUGGAGCAUUGGGACAUCAUCAAUGAAUGCUGUUUCUUUUGGCUUUCUAGCCACAGCCAUUCUAAUGUGCCUGUUUCUCAUCAUGGCUAUAUUCGAGCAUCUGUUCAGCUCAGGCCCGAAUUCGUUAUCUUCACCCGAAGACCAGAUGGACAUAAACUUAGAAUCAGGAACCAGACAUAAGCUUGGGACUUCACUAACUGCGUCGAUAUCCCACCCCGUCUUGAUGCCGGGCCAGCAGUACCCAACAUUCAUUGCCCAACCUUCCCCUCUCCCUUGCCAAAGAGAAAGUGCUGAUUGGCCAUCCCAUGAAACAUCAUAGCUUUUAAUAGUAUUU
This is a messenger RNA of Ipomoea triloba (trilobed morning glory), 736 nucleotides long. RefSeq lists its product as uncharacterized. The record is from RefSeq and is a predicted model, not a curated record. The coding region runs from base 371 to 721 and encodes 116 amino acids. NCBI's taxonomy places the organism in Eukaryota, Viridiplantae, Streptophyta, Magnoliopsida, Solanales, Convolvulaceae. The transcript has 2 exons.